AUGAUGGAAAAGCUGCGGCCACAGGCGCAGGGCAUCCAGAUCAAUGCCAUGCAGUUCCUGAAGCAGCCGAGCGCGGCACAGCUGACGAAGACCGGCGUGAGCCUCCACCACUUCAUUGGAGCGCCGCGCUGGCCCAUGCUUGCCACCAAUCGGGACCCCACGCUACAAGAAUAUGGCACUGCGGGAAAGUCCGCCAACAAUAAUGGCUGCUACGCCAUCAUCCACAGUGGCGGGCAGAUGGUCACCCCUUCGGAUUACAUGGAUGUCAUCGAGGCAGUGCAGCCUGAAAUAUUUGUGCCCAUCGCGGAUGAGGUGCCGGGUGACGCGAGCAGAAAGCGCACGGUGCAGUCAGUGGACCGGACCCUGCAGUGGCUGGACGCAUGCCUGGCGCGGCUGAGCGGAGUCCGCCGGGAGCAGCAACACCACGUGCGGCAUCACCAAGAAGGCGCCGACGGGCAGCAGGGCGGCGACGCCGCCGAACAACAGCAGCGUUGGCGACGGGGGGACGCGGACGCGGCAGCGGAGCAAGACGAGCAGCCUGCAAAGCGGCAGCGGCUCGAGCAGGGCACCGACGGAGGCGGUGGUGAUGGCAGCGGCGGCGGCGGUGGCGGCAGCGUUGGCGACAAAGGCGGUGUGGCGGCGCAAGCUAUGCUCGAGCCGCCUCUGGUGCUGGCGCCGGUGAUGGGCAGCAGGUUCCCUGAAGAGAGGGUGCGUUCCGCCAAGGCAGUGGCGUCCAAGCCUGUCGCAGGCUUCGCUCUCUGCGGCUUUGGCAUGGGCGAGGACGCCGCCCUGCACCCCCAGCUCCUAAGCGCAGCAGUGGCAGAGCUGCCGGCAGACAAGCCGCGGCUUCUGCUUGGCAUGGCAACGCCGGAGGAGGCGUUGGAGGGCGUCGUGCAGGGCGCUGACCUGUUCGACUGCGGCUACCCCACACACGCCACCCUCAACGGCUACGCGCUGAGCUUCCCGCAGCGCAUGCCCGCCAGCAACGAUGAGUCGGGUGAGGGGGCGGCGGCGGCAGCGGCGGCGGCAGAAGGGGCGGCGGCGGCAGGGGCGCAGGCCGGCGCGGAUGACUCGAAAGUUAACCUGUGGUCUCUGGAGUACAGCACCGACAAGGCGCCGCUCGUGGAGGGCUGCACUUGCUUUGCCUGCCGCAAUCACACCCGUGCCUACGUGCACCACCUGCUGCACACGCACGAGAUGCUGGCUUCUGUUCUGCUGGAGAUCCACAACACGCACUGGUGGCUGGGUUUCUUUGAGAGCAUGCGCGAGGCAGUGGUGGCGGGGCAGCUUGGGGAGUACGCAGCCUGGUUCAAGGAGCGGCGGCGGGCGGCGCGCGAGCUGCAGGAUCCGUUGUGA
Monoraphidium neglectum is the source of this 1356-nucleotide messenger RNA. Its product is annotated as queuine tRNA-ribosyltransferase domain containing 1. The record is from RefSeq and is a predicted model, not a curated record. NCBI's taxonomy places the organism in Eukaryota, Viridiplantae, Chlorophyta, Chlorophyceae, Sphaeropleales, Selenastraceae. The transcript is spliced from 7 exons. Gene Ontology annotation, molecular function: tRNA-guanosine(34) queuine transglycosylase activity. The coding region runs from base 1 to 1356 and encodes 451 amino acids.